CUCCUCCUCAUUUUUAAGAAAAACAAGUCAAAUAUAUCCCAUUGUAUUUUUAUAUAUUAUUUCCAGAGCUUCCUCCUCAAAUAUCUCUACCUCUCUCUGUUUCUGCAGCUCCCUGAGACCAACCAACCACCCUGGAACAAUCUCAGAGCAGCUCAAAUAUAAAUAAAUCUUGCUAAUUUUCUGUUUUUGGAACAAACUGGUUCCGAUUUCAAAUCCAAUACCAUAGUAUUAUUUGAUCGAAUCGGUUUUCAAUGGAUUCCGAGUUCUGGACCUCCCGCCUCGCCGCUGCGAAACGUCAGUACACGUUGCAGCACCAUCACCAGAGCUCCCACUUAGAUCGGCUGAGCAUGGAUGAUUUCGAGGUGGAAGACGAGGUCCGACCUGACUUCCCGUGCCCGUAUUGCUACGAGGACUUCGACAUCGCGUCCUUGUGUGCGCACCUCGAGGAUGAGCACACAUGCGAAUCUAGAGUCACCGUUUGUCCCAUUUGCUCGAUUAAAGUUACACGGGACAUGUUAAGUCAUAUUACACUGCAACAUGGGCACUUAUUCAAGUUGCAGAGACGUCGCAGGUUACGUAGAGUUGCUAUUCCUAAUAGUCAAGCACUGUCUCUCCUUGGCCGGGAUCUCCGUGAGGCUCAUCUCCAAGUGCUUUUAGGGAGUGGGGGAUAUCGAUCAGAAAAUGCUAAUGUGUCUAGUGCAGCUACCGAUCCAUUCCUGUCAUCACUUAUAUUGAAUUUCCCUGCAUCAGGAGCGGAUGAAAUUUCAAAAUCCGUGGUAACAACUGCUGAGGACACUCCCGCAAAGACUGUGGCUCCCUCACAUAUAUGGAAAUCAAGUUUUGAUCCUUCCUUGAGUCAUGAAGAGAGGGAGAAAAGGAUUCAACAAGCUACUGGGAGAUCUGGUUUCGUGCAAGAUCUGUUUCUCUCUACAAUGUUAAGUGACUAAUGGAGAUAGUAAGUUUUUCGUAAUAAAAUGAGUUGCUCAAGAUGGUGUUAAGGGUUACUUUGUUGGGUGGGAUUCUAAUGGUUUUACCUUCUAAAACAACCCAAGACAUGCCUCCUAUGAGUGCUUGGUUGAAAUUACUUGUCUUUAUUAGCUCCUUUCCUUCAAAGAAACAUUUAUAUUCUUUAGUUAAUGGAAAAUGAUAAUUUAACUUGUGAUAGUGUAAGUUGCCAUGUACAUUGCAAAUGGUGAAUGUGAUUUAGUGUAGCAACAAGCCUUAAUUGGUUCUUAAUGAAGCAAAUGAAUGGAAAAACGCAAAUGCUCCCAACUGUGACGGUGGAAGAAAAUUUUCAACCUGAGAACCGAAUGUUAUUCUGCAUCUACUAGUCCAGUUG
This is a messenger RNA of Fragaria vesca subsp. vesca, 1339 nucleotides long. Its product is annotated as protein DEHYDRATION-INDUCED 19-like. The coding region runs from base 252 to 947 and encodes 231 amino acids. The record is from RefSeq and is a predicted model, not a curated record. NCBI's taxonomy places the organism in Eukaryota, Viridiplantae, Streptophyta, Magnoliopsida, Rosales, Rosaceae. The transcript is spliced from 5 exons.